CAGCGGCCAUGGCCGGGAAAUGUUCCUUCCUGCAAUCGUGGGCAUUGCCUUCGCCGGCGCUACGCCACACAAGGAUUCGAGCAACUAUGCCCUGUUCCUUCCGGAAGCCCUCCGAAGCGUUUGAACCCUGCGCCGGGUGAGGAAAUGACGACGGAUGGCUCGACGAACAACGGGCUAGACAGCGACAACGGCGAGCAGCGCUACCAUGAUGCCAUCACCAAGGAACAACAAUUUCAGAUGUGCGCCGCCCGCACGCUGUCCGGCUUCAAACGCGAAACCCUGCACGCCGACCUCACCAACUCGAAACUGCUGGGCUAUCUCGACGUCGACGAACGCCCCUCCUUCGCCAUACACGCCGGCACCACGUCUCACCCCGACGGGCCCCUCGAACUCGUGUACAGCAAUCCGGCACUGAAGCGUACGGAAUGCCUCCUGGCUAGGGUCACGGGCCAGCAGACGGAAGGGUGCUUGUUCGUGGAGAGCGCAGCGCUCCAUUGCGCCUUCAGGAACUGGCUGCUGGAUGUGGUGGAUGAGUGUGACCUGUCCCGGCGCGGCAAUGCCUAUCUGUUCGAGGGCCAUCUCUGGACGGCGGCCAAUAUGGAACACUACAAGGUUGUCAGCGGCGUGACUGCGUGGAUGCUGUGGUCUGACCCAAGCAAUGCUCAGCUGCGCCCAAGUCUGGACCCAAAGGAGAGUGGACAGCCUAAGCAUCUCCCACUCAAGGCCUACCUACCCACAGAGCGCCCGUCUUUGCAGAGUCCGGAUGUCAAUUCGGAGCGGAAGGAGAGUCUGAAGGACAGGCCGAGUCCGGAGCGCAGCCACCAUGGGCCCUAUGACUACACUUUCCAUCCACCGCCACUCGCUACCAUGUCCGAGCACAUCAAAUACUUCCGCGACACGGAUUGGUCGCAAACUCCACUUGGAGACAUGAAAUCGUGGUCGCCUGAGCUGCGUUGUGUGGUCAACAUGACUCUCAACGAUAGCUAUCCUGCCAUACUGUUUUGGGGCGAGGAAGCCAUCAUGGUCUACAAUGAAGCCUACAUCCAGCUCCUCGGCGUCCUCCACCCUUGUAUGGGGAAGAGUGCUCGCACGCAUGCUGCCAAUUACUGGCCCACAUUCACUCCCCUCAUCGAGCACAUCAACGCAACAGGAGCUUCCUUGCGGGAACAUGACGUCCCCUUGUUCAUCGACAGGCAUGGUUUUCUCGAGGAGACCUACUGGUCCUUCCAGUUUACGCCCGUCUUGAACAGCGAAGGUCACAUCACCAGCUACUACCACCACCUCUUCGAGACCACCAAACAUCAUCUCCUAGAGCGGCGGGUGUCUAGUCUUGUGGAGAUGAGCAGUCAGACCGCGAACGCUCGAACAUUCCAGUCGUUCUGGGAGAUCGCCCUGCAGACACUGGCCCUCAACAGCAAAGACGUCCCCUUCGCGCUCUUGUACUCGGCAGAGCACCAAUACGGCUCAGACAUCAACUCCAUCUCCUCACCCGGCAGUGGUCCAAGAGGCACAUCCUUAGGCAACUGUAUCCUCAAAGGAUCGAUCGGCGUCCAGAGCGGCCAUCCUCUUGCGCCACCCACAAUCAAUGUUGAAGACCACGCCUACGUCUUUCAUUCGUAUCUUCUCGAGGCUGCCAAACUGGGCAAAGCAACCAUCAUUCACCUCGCCGACCUGAACCUCUCGGAUGCUGUCCUCUCCAGUGUCGACUGGAAAGGCUACGGCGACCCGUGUCGUGUCGUGGUCAUCUGUCCCAUCAUGCCUACUACCGGAGACAAUGCGCAAGUGGAGGGCUUCGUAAUUCUCGGCGUCAACCCUAGACGGCCGUUCGAUGAUAACUAUCAGAAGUUUGUGCAUGUGAUGUUACGUCUGUUGGCUACAAGUUUGGCUAGCGUGGCAUUGUUUGACGCCGAGGUCAGGCAGAAAGAGAAGGCUAUUGAGAACGCGGCUAACCUGCAGCAACAGUUGCUCAAUGAGAUUGAGGCCAAGGAGAAGAAGUUUCAGAGUUUUGCAGAAAGAAGCGAUGUUGCCAUCUUCAUUAUGAAUGCUGUGGGCAAGUACACGUACAGGAACAGACGCUGGUACGACAUGUUCGAGGUGGCAGCUGACGUUGAAGACGCAAUGCAAGCUUGGCUGAACAUCGGCUUCCCGGAGGACAUCGCCAAAUGCGAGGGCGUAUUUGGCAAACUGGUCAUGGAAAAAGUACCUGUGGUCUUUGAACUCAGGACCAAGAUGCUAUGGACACCGCCACCCGAACUCGAGCAGCCUGAAUGUGGAGUUUCACAGCACCACAAAUGGGUGCUCUGCUCUGCCUAUCCCGAGCUUGGACCUGACGACGAGCUACUUGAAAUCGUCGGUAGCGUGACCGAUAUCUCGAAGCAGAAGUGGGCCGAGGGGAUCCAGAAGAUACGCACUGACAGUGCGCUGGAGAGCAAACAGCACCUGGAGCAUUUCAUCGACACGACUUCGCACGAGAUGCGCAAUCCUCUUUCUGCGAUCAUGCAGUGUGCCGAUGGCAUCCUCUCGUCCUACUCCUUCAGCGAUCGCAAUCCACCGAGCCCAACAACGUAUUUCGACCUUCUCGACCAGACGCUGGACUCAGCACAGACGAUUGCGCAGUGUGCCCAACACAUGCGGCAUAUUGUCGACGACAUAUUGACCAUCUCCAAGCUCGACUCCGGCCUACUCGUCAUCACUCCCGUGGACGCUCAGCCUGAAAGCGUGGUGAAGCAUGUCGUCAAGAUGUUUGACUCGGAGGCCAAGGCUGCGGGUGUUGAUCUCUUCUUCACGAUAGACCAGUCUUAUCGCGACCUCGAGGUCGACUGGGUGUCAUUGGACCCGACACGAGUUCUACAGAUCCUGAUCAACCUCCUUACCAAUGCGAUCAAGUUCACACGCUUGGAAAGCAAAACACGUCACGUCACAAUAACCCUCUCAGCGAGCACAACGGAACCCGUAUCUACUCCUGGAGGUGUUCAAUUCAUCGAGACCAAACUUGUUGGGGACAAUCACCACUUAGAGCAGGACUGGAAGCAAGGCAGCAUCCAGUUCAUCCAGUUCUCAAUCAGCGACACGGGUCGCGGCCUGACACAGGAACAAACAACGUCCCUCUUCGAACGUUUCUCUCAGGCCUCACCACGCACACACGUACAUUACGGAGGUUCCGGUCUCGGCUUGUUCAUCUCGCGACGACUGACCGAGCUCCAGGGUGGCUCCAUAGGUCUUGUAAGCGAGUACAAGAAGGGAAGCACAUUCUCCUUUUACAUAAAAGCCCGACGCGUCGAACCUGCCUUGCUACGGGAAGUCAGGUUGCCCGAUGAAUUCCCUGAGGACAUCAGACAUCGGAGUCAGAAGCCGUCUUUGAAUCUGCCCCGUGAUCCCAGACCACCAAUCAUCCCAGGGGUUGUGCGAGAGAACAGCCAAUCCUGGCGCCAUGGCGAGCACACAAGUCCGGAUCUCACUCCCCCUUCUCCUCCUCCUCCUCCUCCUCCACCAUCGGUACCACAUGCAGCUUCAGCUCCCGCAGCCGUGCCCACUACAGGAGCCCUUGGUCUUCCGCCGCCCCUCGAUUUUGCCGAGCUGAAGCGCACAAAGAGCAUCUCCGAAACACUACACGUCCUAGUAGUAGAAGACAACCUCGUGAAUCAAAAGGUGUUGGCCAAGCAACUGCAAAACCUGGGCUGCAUUGUCAGCGUCGCGAACCACGGACGAGAAAGUCUCGAUUUCCUCCCAAAAACCACGCGAUGGAACCACAACGCCUACAUGGCACGCUGCGAGGAGCGCCGCGCCUUAAUCCAAGUCCCCUACCCCCCCGACGCAAUCUCCCUACUCAACGUACCCGAAGGCGACGAUGCGCCCGUUGAGCUGUCAUUGAUCUUGAUGGACUGGGAGAUGCCGAUUAUGAACGGGCCCACCGCUGUGGCUAUGAUUAGGGAGCUGGAGAAAGAUGGUUUGUUGAGUGGUCGUGUGCCGAUUAUUGGGGUUACGGCAAAUGUCAGACAGCAGCAGAUUGAGACGGCGAUAGAGGCGGGUAUGGAUGAUGUUGUGGGAAAGCCGUUUAGGGUUGCGGAGUUAUUGGCGAGGAUGAGGGGGAUUGUUAAGGGGGUUGGGGGGCCUGGGUGA
Molecule: messenger RNA, 4119 nt
Organism: Macroventuria anomochaeta
Lineage: Eukaryota; Fungi; Ascomycota; Dothideomycetes; Pleosporales; Didymellaceae
Exons: 2
Coding region: 145-4119 (1324 amino acids)
Biological process (GO): phosphorylation; phosphorelay signal transduction system
Molecular function (GO): phosphorelay sensor kinase activity
Source: RefSeq, a predicted model, not a curated record